AUGGACCUGCUGCCAGACUUAUGGAGACAGGACUUCUGGCUUCCUCCUGCUGUGACCUGGACAGACUUGGAGCAGCUGGCGGACCCUGAGCGACCUCAGCCCCAAGACCUUCUGAUGACGCUGCCCGUCGCUCUGGGCUUUGUCGCUCUUCGCUCUGUGUUCGAGAGGUUUUUGGCCCCACCCAUGUGCAGAUGUCUGGGGGUGAAGAACAGGUUGCAGGUGACUGCUGCCCCCUCCCCACAGCUGGAGUCGUUUUACAAACAGAGGAGCACACAGCCAACACAGAGCGAUGUUGUCACUUUGAUGCUGUUGUGCGGUAAAACCCAGAGACAGAUCGAAACUUGGUUCAGACUCCGCAGGAACCAAGACCGACCCUGUCAAACCAAGAAGUUUGCUGAAGCUGCUUGGAGGUUCUUUUUCUACCUCACAGCCUUUGUGUUUGGAUUGACCUGUUUAAUCGAUAGACCCUGGUUCUGGGACCACAGAGAGUGUUGGAGACAGUAUCCAGUUCAGCCCAUGGAGAGAGCGCACUUCUGGUACUACAUGUUGGAGUUGGGCUUUUAUGGCUCUCUGGUGCUUCGGAUCUUUGUGGACGUCAGAAGGAAGGAUUUUAAGGAACAAGUGAUCCACCACCUGGCUACCAUCUUCCUGCUCACUUUCUCCUACUGUGCCAACUUCAUUCGUAUUGGCACCUUGGUGCUGUUGCUCCAUGACUCGUCCGACAUAUUGUUAGAGUCUGCAAAGAUGUUCAACUACGGCACUGGAUGGAGGAAGACGUGCAACUCUCUGUUUGUUGUGUUUGCUGUGCUCUUCCUUGUGACUCGACUGGUGAUUUUUCCCAGCAAAAUCCUUCGCACCACCCUGCUGCUGUCCAUGGAGGUGUUUCAGCCUUUUCCUGGCUACUACUUGUUGAACGUCUUGCUGCUGGUGCUGCAGGUUCUUCACGUCUUCUGGGCAGGUUUAAUCUUACGCAUGCUCUAUAAGUUCCUGAAAGGCAAGCUGGAAAAAGACGAGCGCAGCGAUGAAGAAAGUGCUGAGGAGGAAGAGGAGGAGAAACGAGGAGACGAAAGCAUAGAUCGAGAUUGUUGUUGGGAAAAAAGCAAAGAAACUUUGAACUCUAAACUGGCAAGGCUCACCAACAGCUGUGUCCUGAAUAACAUGACUCACCACAGGUCCUCUGUAGCCAAGAGGAUACGAAAAGCUCAAUAACUACCUUUUUUUUUUAAUAUUAA
Molecule: messenger RNA, 1232 nt
Organism: Nematolebias whitei (Rio pearlfish)
Lineage: Eukaryota; Metazoa; Chordata; Actinopteri; Cyprinodontiformes; Rivulidae
Product: ceramide synthase 2-like
Exons: 10
Coding region: 1-1209 (402 amino acids)
Biological process (GO): ceramide biosynthetic process
Cellular component (GO): membrane
Molecular function (GO): sphingosine N-acyltransferase activity; DNA binding
Source: RefSeq, a predicted model, not a curated record